AGUAAUGCACACUAGAGCUGUGCAGGAGCAGAGAGUGAGGGAAAACAAAGUGAGAGAAAUCAAAAGAUAGAUACAGGGAGACAGAAUCACAAAUAAAUUAGAUUUUUCACAGACAGUAUGUGUGAAUUGUUUCAUAAGUUCAUAAUGGGUCUACAUGGCUCUAUAAAGGACUAUUUUCUUGGCUUCUUGGACUAUGAGACACCAAAAGUGAUGGUGGUUAAAAACAAAACUCUUGGAGUUAUAUACAGAGGAGUGCAGUGUCUUGUGAUCACCUAUUUCAUCUGGUAUGUCUUUAUAAGUCAGAAAGCCUACCAAGAGAGUGAAACCCAUCCGGAGAGCUCAGUUUACACGCUCAUGAAAGGCACCGCAGUUCAUGGAGAUGAUGUCUUGGACACUGUGGAGUACGCGCGACCAUCAGAGGGCGGUGAUGUGAUCAGUACAAUACUGAGACGGGAAGUUACAUAUGAUCAGAUGCAAGGAACCUGCGCUGAGCAUUUCAAUGUUGCCAAUGCCAACUGUACAACAGACUCUGACUGUGUCCAGGGAGAAGUUAACUUUGAUGGCCACGGUAGAAGGACUGGAAAAUGUGUUCAGUACUACAACCACACCUUCAAAACCUGUGAGAUCCAAACUUGGUGUCCUAUUGAGGAGUAUGCUGUUGUAAGAGAACCAGCAUUAGUAGAGGCCAUCAAUUUCACCGUGUUCAUCAGGAACUCCAUCCACUUCCCUAAAUUUAAAGUGCUAAGGGGAAACAUCAAAGAUGCUUCAAACAAGCGUGACAUGCAGAAAUACCUCAACAAGUGUCAUUAUGACGAGGACAAAGAGCCCUACUGUCCAAACUUCCGUCUGGGCUACAUAGCAGAACAAGCAAGGGAGAAUUUCAGUGAGCUCUGCAGGACUGGAGGAGUGAUUGGGGUUUUCAUCAACUGGAAGUGUAAUCUGGACAUUGAUCCUUCACACUGUAAACCUACAUAUGCCUUCCGUCGCCUUGCUCUACGUAGGGAUCAGGUCAACUCUGGUUACUAUUACAGGUUUGCCAAAUAUUACAACAAAGACGGGGUCGAGUCGCGGACACUCAUCAAGGCCUAUGGUAUCCGUCUGGAUGUCAUAGUUCACGGACAUGCUGGUAAAUUCAGCCCCAUCCCAACCAUCAUCAGCACGGUGACAGCUAUGACUUCAGUCGGGAUUUGUACCCUCAUCUGUGACUGGAUCAUGCUGACAUUUAUUGACAAGAACGAAGUCUACAGCGAGAGAAAGUUUGAUGAAGUUGUCAAGGAGCCCAAAGAGCCCAUUUCCACCGAGCUCAGCUACAUCACCAGCUAUGGCUCAAACCAUUCAGACCUGUCAGACGGCGUACCGCUGUAACCUCUUCACUGCUGCCUCAGUUUGCGCUUGCCAAGAGUAUGGACUCUUCUGUCAGCGGCCUGUGGCAGCAGGACGGCAGCUCUGAGGGGUUUCUCAGGUGUCUGCAACAGCUCAGUUAUGGACUGCCAGCAGUCGCUAUGCUGUUUUUAGUGGGAAUAUAAAUGGACAGAACUGCUGUAAUGAGGAGCAUCUGAAAGACAGCUGGCCCUCUUAAAGUCUCUGCCUGUGGGUGGACUCGGUUCAUAUAUCAGAUCAAGCCUUGAUGGACCCCAACUGUAGGACAACACGAUUAAUUGUUUCUCUGUCACUUGAGAUGACUUCAGUAAGACCACUUAGGAAAUGUGUUAAUCUUCUCAGUAUGUCUUUUAUCAGCUUGAGUUUUAGACAUAAGAAUUACCAUAACAAUAUAUAAAAGAAAAGUUGACCUCUUCUUCUUAUAAAUUCUGCACAAUUACAA
Scatophagus argus is the source of this 1822-nucleotide messenger RNA. RefSeq names its product purinergic receptor P2X, ligand-gated ion channel, 2 (gene p2rx2). NCBI's taxonomy places the organism in Eukaryota, Metazoa, Chordata, Actinopteri, Scatophagidae. The transcript is spliced from 12 exons. The coding region runs from base 118 to 1365 and encodes 415 amino acids. The record is from RefSeq and is a predicted model, not a curated record. Gene Ontology annotation, cellular component: nuclear inner membrane; plasma membrane. Gene Ontology annotation, biological process: response to ATP; monoatomic cation transmembrane transport. Gene Ontology annotation, molecular function: extracellularly ATP-gated monoatomic cation channel activity; purinergic nucleotide receptor activity; ATP binding.